AUGACCUCGAACAUUGAUCCUCGGGAAUUUCCGUCCAAUCUCCUACGUCUUUCCAAACAAGUCCUCGCUAGCAUCACAGGAACCCAACCUCCAGUCAACCAAACAUUCCUACUCAGUCCUACCCCCUCAGAAGAAAGCCUUCGCCCAGAUUCUCCUGUACUUCAACUUUUUUAUGGUAGAGAUACCUUGACAACUUCCAAUACAUCAUAUACAUCCACAUAUUCACUGUCCACUUCAACGGGUAGUACCCAAGAAAAUGAUCAAGUAACUUGGCGAUCUGUAGAUGCUAGAGUGAGCGACAUACUACCAGAUCAUAUGGAUCUCUAUGCUGAUGCUGAGCCGCAUAUACAACGGGAAAAUACUGAGACACCUGAUAGACGGCAUUAUCCCAUAACUGAGCAAGAACCAAUCUUUGGCCCAGAAGUUAAAACUAGGUUACAAAAUAUCAACGAGGACGACUUUCCAUACUAUCCUCUGCUCUCGCAAUCUUCGCUACCGGCAGCCUCUGCGCAUGAGGAAGCGAAGAUAUAUCCCAAUGAUGAUGCGCGACCAGCGGUAAGGAGGGGGAUAAGGGCAAUGAGGCUGAAAAAAUAUCUGAGAUGUGUGUUUCGAAAUUAUGGGAUUAAGAGGGCAUAA
This is a messenger RNA of Bipolaris maydis ATCC 48331, 636 nucleotides long. NCBI's taxonomy places the organism in Eukaryota, Fungi, Ascomycota, Dothideomycetes, Pleosporales, Pleosporaceae. The record is from RefSeq and is a predicted model, not a curated record.